AUGUCCAACUUUAAGAAUUUUACUUUAAAUUCCUUUGAAGAUUAUUACGGAAAGGCCUCUGAAACGCCAAAAAUGGAGGAAGAGAAAUUGGAAGCAUCAAACGUGAAUGUGCCCAUUUCAAAAAAAGUACACAAAAGCAAAAAGAACACCUCAAAAUAUGAUCAAAAGAAUGUGUUUAGAAACUCAAUGACAGGAAUUGCACAAAUACUGCCAACAAAACCGGUGAAAAUAAUAGAACAAAACAUUGAUUUUGCCAAUUCGAGGAGCUUCGACCUUCUGCAGUCUACACAUACUAUCUGUUUUAAUAAGAAAAUUGGAGCUACGAAUAGCAAGUUAAAUGUGGAAACUCAGACUUCCAGUGAUAUUGAUAAUGACAUAUUACAUGUUGGAGCAUCCACAGACUUGGGAGGCAAUAGUAAUGACGAAGCGGAAACAAGGCAACUGAGGAAAUUUCGAUGGUCAAAUAAUAAAGAAAAAUGCCUUUGUGAAAAGCUGACUGUCAUAUAUUGGGCUCUCUUGCUCAAUACGACAAAGAGAGCAAGUAAAAGGAGGCCGAUAUUAUGCCAUCAAAUGAUAGCUGAGUUUUUUAACAGAGUUUAUAAGGAGAAAUCAAGGGUACCUAUAACUUCGAGAUAUAUUAGAGAUAAUCUCGUCACUUGGGUAACUCAAGGAAAGGAACUGCAUGAAAAAGGUUGGGUAGGUGAUGCCAAAACUGGCGAUUUGCAAGAGCAGUUCAAUAUAGCCACUAUCAAAUUAUAUGAAAGCGCAGAAGACGGACGGCUCGUCAUGGGUAAAGACAAAGUUUUUCGAGAGGAAAACGCUGGAAGUGACAGUUUGGUUCGAGUGGAAGAAGACUCUGCCUCUAUAACUGAUGAAAAUGGCCAGGUUGCUCUAGAAAAAAACUUAAAGGAAGAUCGUAGAGAGUCUAUAAGGAAUCAAAUCCUGGCUUUAGACGUAAAUGAAGAGGAUUUUUUCCAAAAAAUAAUGAAAAUUUUAUCUGCUAUUGAUGAACCUGAAUUGAAACAAUAUGUAGUUAUGAUCUCAGAAUUAGUCAGCAUGGAAAUAGACGAUGGUAAAACGGUACGAGAAAAACUGCGAGACGUGGAAAUGAGUAUUAAUAGGUUGCAGGUUGACAUAAAAGAAAUAAAGGAAAUACUUGUUACGCUGGUAAAUAAAUGA
Saccharomyces paradoxus is the source of this 1179-nucleotide messenger RNA. RefSeq names its product Srl2p (gene SRL2). Bases 1 to 1179 code for a protein of 392 amino acids. The transcript has a single exon. Lineage: Eukaryota; Fungi; Ascomycota; Saccharomycetes; Saccharomycetales; Saccharomycetaceae. The record is from RefSeq and is a predicted model, not a curated record.